AAGGAAAGCGAGAAGGGGCGGGCGAGAAAGCGCUGCCUGACGGAGAGCGAAAGAGCCCGAGAGAAAGAGGCGGUGGCACUCCUGCUGCCUUCGGGGGUGAGAGGGUUGUCGGGCCGGGUGGAACCGCGCGGCGCCAUGGAGGACAUUAACUCCAACGUGAACGCCGACGCCGAAGUGCGGAAGCUGCAGGAACUGGUGAAGAAGCUGGAGAAGCAGAACGAGCAGCUUCGCAUUCGCAGUGCUGCCGGGGCUCCAGGCGGCAGCCCGAAACGGCUCCUCAGCAAUAACGGCGGCGGAGGAUCGGGCGCUUGCACGCCGCCACUGCUCCUGACGCCGCCGCCGCCGCCUCUUGCUGCAACCCAGGGAGCUGCCACUGCCGCCCCGCUGUCGCCUCCGUCGUCGUCUCCCGCCGUCAGGAGCAGCCCGUUGCUGUCGGGUCUUGAGAACCGCUGCCUCAGUCCCAAGGCCGGGCCCAGGCGGCCUCCUUCGAGUGAAGAAAGCGGCGGCGGAGGAGGAAGCUUGGCGGCAGAUGUACCAGCAGGGGAAAAUGCCAGCCUCCUGGAUGAAGUGGAGCCACUGCGGCCCGACGAACUGGAGCGCCUGGCUGGCUGCGAGGAAGACGAGACGGGAUGGUUGUAUACAUCACCAAAGAAGAAAGUGACUCCAGUGCAAAAAACUAUUAGUCCACUAGUUUGGUGCAGGCAAAUACUAGAUUACCCAACUCCAGAUAUUGAAUGUGCUAAAAAGUCAUUGAUCCACAGGCUUGAACAGACAAUGUCAGCCCUUAAGAGACACGGCCUCUAUAGCAAUCCAUUCAGCACUGUCAAUUACACAAACUCAUACAGUCCACAUGCUGGCAGUCCUUACAACAGUAGCUUCAAUUCUCCUUCUUCCACACCAGUGAAACCUCCUUUAGUAAAGCAGCUCAUACUUCCUGGCAACUCAGGUCACUUCAGAAGUUCAGCAGAUAGAAAUCCACCACUGAGCCCACAGUCCUCUAUAGACAGUGAAUUAAGUGCUUCAGAAAUGGAUGAAGACUCAAUUGGAUCAAAUUACAAACUAAAUGACUUAACAGAUGUGCAAAUUUUAGCUCGGAUGCAAGAAGAAAGUCUCCGGCAAGAAUAUGCAGCUACUGCUUCUCGGCGUAGCUCUGGUUCGUCAUGCAGUUCUAUGAGGCGAGGUACAUUUAGUGACCAAGAACUUGAUGCACAAAGCUUGGAAGAUGAAGAAGAUAGCUGUCAUCAUGCAGUGCACCCAGCUGUUAAUCGGUUCUCUCCAUCACCACGCAAUUCACCACGACCUUCACCAAAGCAGUCCCCAAGGAAUUCUCCCAGAUCACGAUCACCUGCUAGAGGAAUAGAGUACAGUAGAGUGUCACCUCAACCUAUGAUUAGCCGCUUGCAGCAGCCUCGUCUUUCACUUCAAGGCCAUCCCACUGAUUUACAGACUAGCAGUGUCAAAAGUGAAGAAAAACUAAGGCGUAGUCUUCCAAACCUGUCCAGGACAUCUAACAUCCAAGUUGAGUCUGUGAAAAACAGUAGAAGUGACUCAAACUUUCAAGUGCCAAAUGGAGGAAUACCUCGUAUUCAACCUCAACCCUCAGCCACUCUGCAAAGGCAGAAAAAUUUGCCCCGUGUUGCCUUCAAAACCAAACAGCUACUUCCUACUCCAGCUACCAAAGGAGUUCCUUCUCCCAGUAAAUUCCGCUCCCCAGCAGCACCAUCUCCUCUGGCUUUGAGACAGCCGGUAAAAGCAUUUAGUAACCAUGGACCUAGCUCUGCUGCUUCAGAAGCCGUCCAGCUUCCACACAGUAGCUCUUCACCAGGGCCUUUAGCAGCUCCUAGUUCAGUCUCUCCAAGCCCAGCCAGCAGCAUCAACAGUGCUACACUUACAAGACCUGCAGGGACAACAGGGAUGAGGAGUGGUUUGCCAAGACCUAGUGCCUCCUCCACUGGGGGCAUACCAGUGCCUCGUAGCAAACUUGCACAGCCUGUUCGCAGAACACUGCCAGCUCCAAAAACGUAUAGCAAUGUGAAAGAUGAGAGCUGGAAGGACGGCUGCUACUAAACUGCAAAACUACGUUGCUCAGCAGGUAUUCCUUCACCAAGCUAAACCGACAGAUCAAUAUGCAGACUGAUCAGACAAGACUUUGGGGGGUUUUGUAAAUCCCCAAACUUCUCUGUCCUUAAUUAGCACAAGCUGGCAGAGAUUAUAAAACAGCACUUUAAUGACAUCAACAUCAGAUACUUGGUGAUCACUCAAAUCACUUUUACAUGAAUCACUUUUCACCUCUGGAGCUUCUGCCCCAGCCCCCCGCUCUUCCUAAAAUUGUUAUAAAUGCUCACAGGGAUACAAUAGCCAACAUUUGGGCAAACACCUAAAAAUGCCAAAGAAAUAUUCUAUUUGAAAAAGCAGCAUGUAAACUUGUAAGCUGAUACUUUCCAAAAACAUCAUACAUGACUUGAUUGAUUUAAGGAACAAGGAAUUUUUGGAUAUGUAAACAUUCAAUAUAUUAAUCAAAGCAAAAAAUGGAGUUCAAAGUGCUACUGUGCUAGUGAGAUUGUUUUAAACAAUUGUGGAAGAUUUGGAUUGAAAAAUUGUUGAGUCAUGUUAGAACAAUUGUCUUUGUACUCCCACUAAGAAUGGUAGGAAAGCUAUAUCAUUUUUAUAUAUUGUUUAAACAGUCUGGAUCCAAUAGGUUCCCCAAAUUUGGGUGGGAUAGCUAGCAUCCUUUUAUGUUGACUUGACAUAUCUGGUUUGUGUUAUUUAACUUUGCCAAAAGGGCUUUGUGUCAGUUGUACAAUCUUUCUAAACUAACAGUUCCUGGCUCAGGAAUAGAUGGCCUUUGCUAUCUCAGCCACAUUUUAAACACACAGCUCAUACUAUUUUGAGAAGUCAUUUUUAGAGCAAGUUUCCUUGAAAAGGAAAGAGUAUCCAUUAAAUCACACCACAGUGCUUACAGCCUGGAACUCAACUGAACAUGCCUAUAGUUAACAUGAAGAAAAGACAACUAUGCACUUGUAACCUAGAGAUUCUAAGGAAAUGAGUUGUACUGUUGAUACCAAAUGAUAUAUUCAUGUGGGUAAUGUUUUAUGGUAUGAGGGAGUCUUCUUUAUCCUUUUUUAAAAAACUGAUUCAUUUCCUAACUUUGUUUUUAACUGUAAAUACUUCUGCUGAAGUCAUUGCCCAUGUUAGUAUUUUAACAAUGUACUUUGCCUUACACUUGUAUUUUACAUUGUUGGUAAGAGAUUAAAACAAAAACAAAAAACCUGCCACAUAUGUUUACAAGGUAUUUAAUUCCUCUAGUGACUGUCAGACUAACCAAUACUUAUUGUUUUUGCCUAUCCUUGUUGGCAGGGUACCCUACCCAGCAGAAAAGUACUACUAUUAUCACCCAAAGCCCACCCCCCUCCUUUUUAGUUUGUGCUACAUUGGAAGACUGAAGGUGUGUUACGUGAAGACAACAGGUUGGGAGCAUUCAUUGGCAAGGAAAAUCCCUUUGUAGGGGAUGAGAGAGCAGUCUCUUACUAUGGCAUGUGGCUGUGAAUAUGCAGCACUUGCAAAGUAUGUAAUGAGAAAAGAAGCUAGUCAGGAUACCCUUACUUUAAUAACUGAAGAAUCCAACAAAUUGUGUUGGAAUGUGUAGUAGGUUGCCUUUUAACCUCAUUCAUGCCUGCCUCUUAAAAUACGCUUUCUGAAUAUGCUUGCAGCAAAGGGUAAAUGAUUUUGGAAUUAGAGUCCUUAAAUUUUUAGCUAGCCUUCAUAGCUUAGUGGAUUAAAAGCCAUGCAGUUUUUACUUGAAUUGGAAAAGAGAGUAAGACAAGAUAGGACCAGAUAUUGGCUUCUGUAAUUUCAUAACCUAUCAGUAACCUUUUAUUGAUUAGAAGAGGGGCCUUUCCCAGGACCAUGUUCUAGUCAUGGGAUUCCUGCUGUAGGAAUCUUUAGGAUGCUGAUCCUUAAGGAGACACCAUAGGGUCUUUGAUGCAUGAGUCAGCUGCCAAGAAAGACACGGCCACAUGUGCCACUUUCUCAUUCUCAGUAUAACCAGGUCUUAGAAGGUGAUAUGUACAGAAAUCUUGCCCACACUCCAUUUUUAUAUAGUGGAAUGCUCACACUGCUAUGAAUCACAAGUACAGUGUGGGAAGUGGCACCACUUUAAUUAUAAAUGUUACUAAUAAACAUUUCUCCUGAUCUUUACAUCCAGUUAGAUCAAAAUUUACUGAUCUGGUUUGUCUUCCAAAAUCAAUGUAGCCAAUAAAAAAAAUGGAGGCCAGGUUAAACAGAGCUGUGUUUACUGUGUGUCCAGCACUAUUUAUAUUGCUAUUUAAAAUCUGAGGUACCCAAAAAGUUUGGGUAAAUCUACCUAACCUCUUAAAAAAAAGCUUGGCUUUAAUGAAGUGGAUAUUGCAGUCUUCAAAAGUCAAGAAAUAACAAUUUGUGCUUUUGUUACAAAAAAUUAAUUGAUUUUGCUUUUUCAGAAAUUCAGAUGUUGCCUUUUUUAAUCAAGCUACAUCACCGUAUUUUACAAACUACUGUUUUUAUAUAGUCCGGCUAUUUAAUCACUUGGAAGGUAUAUUAGGUUCUGGAAACAUCCUGCUGCUACAUCGUAGUAAACAUUCUGCAAAUACAAAUUCCUGAAAGAUGAAAACUGCCAGUUUACUAGGGGAGACUUUGUGCAUUACCAGUUUAUUUGAUUAUCAGGACUAGGACUUUCUGUGUUUAGAGGUUUGGGUAUUUUGAAGAAGUGUGGAAACAUGAAUUUGAUAAACUAGUGCCUAUGAUUUACUUAAUUUAUGUUUGAUAAUAGUUGUAAGGGUUUUAUGAAUGUGGAUUAUUUUUUUGUGCCAACAGGUCAGAAUUGUUGUAUGUAUGUAGGCAGAAAGAAAGGAGUUCUGCUUCCAAAGUUAUUUAAUUUUUUCCUCAGUGUUUGAAUGUUUUUGUAAAUGUUAAUAAAAAAGUGUAUAAAAAAAGAAAAUAUAAAUAUUCUUACCACAGC
Messenger RNA from Varanus komodoensis (Komodo dragon), 4996 nucleotides. RefSeq names its product SLAIN motif family member 2 (gene SLAIN2). Gene Ontology annotation, cellular component: microtubule plus-end. Lineage: Eukaryota; Metazoa; Chordata; Lepidosauria; Squamata; Varanidae. The record is from RefSeq and is a predicted model, not a curated record. The transcript is spliced from 9 exons. Gene Ontology annotation, biological process: positive regulation of microtubule polymerization; microtubule nucleation; cytoplasmic microtubule organization. Bases 136 to 2067 code for a protein of 643 amino acids.